Ectocarpus sp. CCAP 1310/34 is the source of this 1431-nucleotide messenger RNA. The record is from the annotation of a GenBank genome assembly. NCBI's taxonomy places the organism in Eukaryota, Phaeophyceae, Ectocarpales, Ectocarpaceae.
UUCGUUCCGCCACGAGGGGUGCGACUACUGCCAUCUUCGGCUUCAGCUCCUAAUUUUCAUAAUAAACCGUCAUGUCGAGGUGCGAUCAGGAGCGCCUGCACGGCUCAGCACGCGAACUCGAGGAGGGUACGCUCGGAGCGACCACCCGAGUUUCUGUCCGACGACGACGUGUUUUAUUUCCACGAUCCAAACACAAGCUCCAAAAUUUGGCUCGUGGGGACGACCCACAACACCAAGGCUAGCUCGAAGUUGGUCAAGAAGGUUGUCAGGAGGGUGAAGCCGAAAGUUGUCAUGGUCGAGAUCGACCCUUGUCGGAUCAAGAUGCUGCCUCCGGGAGAAGCAACAAAGGACGGCGAUGGCCUGUGGUGGUGGGAUGCCGUACAAGAGGCGGGUCCAGCAACUGCUGUUUCUAGUGGUGAUCGGGACAAGGACGAAGUCCAAGCGGCGAACACAUCCCGGACUCCAGGCGAUGGGCUUGAAACGGCGACGAAUGCUGUCGCCAGAACGAGACGCAGGGCCAAGAACGACAUGAAUACCGACGGAAUGGAGAUGAGCGAGUUCUAUGCAGCAGCUCGGCAGGCUGUCGCUUGUGGCGCUCGCGUUCUUCUCGGAGACAGAGACUUCCAGGAGACCACGCGCCGAGUCUCCGACGCGGACCGUGCGGACCAGGAAGAAGCGAUGAGUUCACUCGGGGACAGCAGUGCGGGGAAGAAAAACACGGUCGAACCACGAAUCAAGCGACGUGUCCUCGAGGGAACAUCACCCGCUUUGUGGCGCAAGCUGCGCGACUUGGAGAAGACCUGGAAACCUCGAAAGUUUGCAGUCCUCGUGACCGAGCGAGAUGAGGUGAUGGCGAGCAAUCUUUUGAAAGUCGAGGAGGGUCAAGGAACGGUAGCUGUAGUUGGGGCUCACCACACGAUAGGAAUCGGAGGAAUCUUGAAGGCCAACGGAUGGAAAACUCGGCGAAGAUGAGGCGCUCAGGCGAUGUCGUCGGUGGCAUGACCGAAUGCGUUGCUCAGAAAUUCCUACGCUUCCGAGGAGACCUGACGUUCACCUCACGGCCAAACUCAUCGUGGAAAGGGAGUUAUGUUAUUCGGCAGAACUCUGUCCGCCUGCGAAGCGAAUCAUGGAUACCUUGCCCGCACCCGCUGAGCGAAUAAUAUCGGGGUGAGCUUUAAUCGGGAGAUGGGUGGAAGACGCGACGAAUGCUGAAGUCAAACAAUCGCGACAUCUUGGGAGGGAAUACCUCCUGUUCAGUGAACACGAAGCUGAUGUUCUAGGUAAAAUGACUCUCCGCACCUACAGGGGAAUCAUCCUUGGAGACCAUUCACCGUGGUCAAUGUGCUUGUAAAUCGCAUCUUGGAGUGUAUGGGAAUCAUCCUUGGAGACCAUUGAUCGUGGUCAAUGUGCUUGUAAAUCGCAUCUCGGAGU